Messenger RNA from Enterospora canceri, 981 nucleotides. Lineage: Eukaryota; Fungi; Microsporidia; Enterocytozoonidae. The record is from the annotation of a GenBank genome assembly.
AUGGCCAAUCAAAUUGAGGUGAUCGAUGAGAAUGAGAAAGAGAAUUCAGACGAAGUUUAUACGGUCUCAAUUGCUAAUUCAGUCAUUGCAGUAGGCGGUGGCAACGAGUCAGUUGUUCUCAGUGACAUCAAAUCGGAAGAGAUUCUUCUGGUGAGUGACAGUUUUGGUGAAUCAAUCGUAUUCUGCAAAAUUAUUGAGAAAUCAGCUGAUGACGUCAAAUUCAUCGUAGUCACCGUUGAUGGAAUGAUCUACUGCAUUUCCAAGAUUGAACACGUUCUGGAUCUGGUUCAGAUUGACGAAAGUGUCUCAACCUGUGCAUUCAUUGACAGCUGUCUACUUGUUGGAGCUGAAUCAGGCAAGAUCUACGCAUAUUCAGAUCAUAUUGAACACAUCAAUACGAUAUCAGGAGAUUCACAGAUUAUUGAUAUUGAUAAGAAUGGUGAUCAAUACUAUGGAUUAUCAGUUAAUCAAGUAAUUGUUGGUGAUCAAUACGGAAAUAUUCUAUUUAGAAAGAUGCUCGAUAAUCCAAAUUGUAUCAAGGCAGUCUCAGGUGGCGUAUUUGCUGUUGGAACUGAUAAAAAAGUGUUCAUCUUCAAAAACAAUACCAAAUUGAUGGAAUAUUCCACAGGUGGAGCAGUUGAAUCAAUUUGCAUUUCAGAAAGAUCAUUUGUUUUAAGUGGUCAGUUUGAUGGACUAAUUGUGAUCAGUAUGGCUAACUACAGCGUAUUCAACAUGAAAAUGGGUAUGGAAAUGAGCAACCUGAGACAUGUAUCGACCUAUGGAUUACUUUUUACAACAAUUAUACAAGAUAAUGAACAAUAUGUUGGUUAUUUGGAUGUGCGAGAUAAAAACAGUUGCAGGAAGCAGCCUGUUUCAGUAGGACACGUCUUUGAUAUCGCAUUUGAAUUGAAUAACAACGGUAUUACGACUGUUUUGGGUGGUGAACUUGGCCAUGAAGUUGUGGAAAUAAGCUUAAAAUAA